Messenger RNA from Fonsecaea nubica, 1833 nucleotides. RefSeq lists its product as hypothetical. The transcript has a single exon. Bases 1 to 1833 code for a protein of 610 amino acids. Gene Ontology annotation, molecular function: alkaline phosphatase activity. NCBI's taxonomy places the organism in Eukaryota, Fungi, Ascomycota, Eurotiomycetes, Chaetothyriales, Herpotrichiellaceae. Gene Ontology annotation, cellular component: fungal-type vacuole membrane. The record is from RefSeq and is a predicted model, not a curated record. Gene Ontology annotation, biological process: dephosphorylation.
AUGACUCGAGAAGAACCACUCCUCGCUCGGCCUGCCUCGCCCAACUCGUCGACCCACGGUAUCGAAGAGGAAGACGCCCUCCUCACAGGCCAACCGACCAACCGAUCCCCGGCCAAAAAGUAUAGAAAAUGGAGGGAAAUCGGUCUCUUCGUCUGGGCCCUCCUUGCAACUGUGUCCGUCAUCAUUCUCGGUGUCAUAUAUCAGCAUGAAUCCACGGUUGGCCGAGCUCGACCUCGGACGGGAGGUUGGGGUCCAGAUGGGAAGCCAUCUGGCAAGAGAAAUAUGAUAUUUAUGGUCUCGGACGGCAUGGGCCCAACCUCGCUGUCAAUGACGCGGAGCUUUAGACAAUACACGACCGGGCGGCCCAUAGAUGACGUUCUGAUUCUUGACCGACACCACAUCGGCUCCUCGAGGACGCGGAGCACCAGCAGCCUGGUUACCGACUCUGCCGCUGGCGCCACGGCCUUCUCAUGCGGAUUCAAGAGCUACAAUGGUGCGAUUUCGGUGCUACCAGAUCACACUCCCUGCGGAACAGUCCUGGAGGCCGCCAAAAGAGCGGGAUACAUGACUGGACUGGUUGUGACUACGAGGAUCACCGAUGCCACUCCCGCCUGCUUUGCCUCCCAUGCGAAUCGAAGGGAAUACGAAGAUCUCAUCGCCGAACAAAUGAUAGGUCACUAUCCUUUGGGUCGCGUCGUGGAUCUGAUGAUCGGUGGUGGACGAUGUCAUUUCCUGCCCAACACAACGGAGGGUUCGUGCCGGGCCGAUGGCAAGGAUAUCGUGGCCAUGGCCAGGGACAAGUUUGGCUUCACCUACGUUGACAACAAGAAAGACUUUGACAACCUGAACGCCGACGACUUGCAGUUGCCGUUGCUUGCCCUGAUUGCCGACGGAGAUGUCCCAUACGAAAUCGACAGAGUGCAUGUGUCGGACGUUUACCCGAGCGAAGUUGAAAUGGCCCGACUGGCACUCAAAGCCUUGUCGGCAGCGACCAAGGACUCCGACAAGGGGUUUUUCCUCAUGAUUGAAGGGUCAAGAAUCGACCAUGCAGGACAUUUCAACGACCCAGGCGCGCAGGUGCGCGAGGUCUUGGCCCAUGAUGAGUCGUUCGGCGCCGUUCUCGACUUCCUCGAAGACGACAAGACCGAGGGCGUUCUUGUGUCCACAUCCGACCAUGAGACUGGCGGUCUCGCUGCAGCACGCCAGUUGCACGAAACAUAUCCGUCGUACCUGUGGUUCCCCGAAGUCCUGGCCAACGCAACACACUCUACCGAAUAUCUCGCACGCAAGUGGAGCGAGUACAUCUCAGAAAGUGCUGAUGCCUCGCGUACAGAAAAAGGGACUAAACUCCGCGAUUUGGUCAGCUCCAACCUGGGCAUAUCAGACCUCUCCCAGGGCGAGAUUGACGCCAUCAUUGACGCUUCGCCGAUCUGGCCUCCUUUAUACCACUUUUCUGACAUCAUCUCUCGCCGGGCACAAAUUGGAUGGUCUACACAUGGCCAUUCGGCGGCAGAUGUGAAUAUCUACGCCUCACACCCGAGUCACGCUCCAGGGUUGGUGGGCAAUCAUGAGAACAUAGAAGUGGGCGAGUUUAUUGCCGAGUAUCUGGACCUGGAUCUGGGCGUGAUUACGGCAGAGCUGAAAAGCAAAAAGGUCAAGACCUCAGUGGAGGGAGAGGUCGAGGGGGACUGGGGAGAGUGGAUGGGUCCGCCUGGUCUGCCCGUCAACGAGGACGGAAGUUUGGUGGUACUAGAUGCAUACCACGGUGAUUUCAAGCAUCGGAAGCGCGAGGCCGAGGGAAUUGCUGAUUGUGGGUGUGGCAUGAAGCACUGA